AUCAAUUCUCAUCGCCACGAUGAGAGACCGUCAAGAAUCUCAAUCCAUCACCCCGAACACAACUCUGAAUUACUUACCGAACACAAUUCUCAUUUCUUGUGUCUACCAUCCCGUGUGCUGAGUAUAUGACGCAAGUUACGGCCCAUGGAGCCGUCCCAAAGACGACGUGCAGGAUGCACUGAAUGCAAGAGAAAGAAGGCCAAGUGCGAUGAGAAGAGGCCAUCAUGUUCACGAUGCUACAAGUACCCUCACCUUUGCUCGUAUGAGUUGAGCGUCAAGAGCUUUAGGGUGGCGAAACGCAAGCCAGCCAAUAAUGCUCAGAUCUUGACACAGCCAUCUUCAACCGAUGAGACGGCCGAUGAACAACAAGUGUCUCUGGCACCAAGCUCAGUUGCCACUUCCAACCAACUCAUUUCUUAUACCGAUAUGUCUGACACGUUUGAGAGCAACUUUAUUUCAUCAUCUAUAAUAGAUGACCCUUCUGACUGGCUUUCUCAUUUUCCUGCCGAAAGCCCGCCAAGGCACAGUCUCUCCAUCUCUUUCCCAUCCAGCCCUCCACUCCGGAGUGAUCCUCGGCGGAUCUACUUUCAACACUUUGUAGCCCAUACAGCAACAGUAUACUGGCCGCUACAGCCGGACAUGGCUCUAAGCUUGAUUCUACCAGCCGCUGAUCUCAGCCCUUGCAUAAUGGGGGCAAUGAUCGCCGCCAGCAGCAGCCAACUCUUCAGGAUGGCACGGAAUCCAGAGUCACGAAGUGCAGCAAUAACGGCAACUGUGGAGUGUCUGGGAAACCUUCGCGAAGCAAUUACUACACCGAGAUUCGGCGACGUUGGAGUGACAAUACUGCCGACGACGUUGAUGCUGGCUACGACGUGCGUCUGUGCAGGAGAUACUGCGACCUUUCGGAAGCAUCUCAACGGAGCUCUUCAUGUUGUUCAACGCGAUAAGUCGAAGUACAGUCUGGAUCCUUUAUGGUGGAUGAGCCUCAAGUGGCUGGUUCACCUCCUUUUGAUGAAUAGACUUUCCGGCCUGCCCUUACCUUCACGGCAGACGAAAGGGUUCAUUGACUGGGACUACCUUUUGACAUGUAUGCCUGACCUAGGUCGCAUUGAUCUUACUUCCGGCUUUUCUCGGGAGUUGGUGGCUGCUCUUAAUAUGGUAUGCGAGCUAUCUGAGCCAAGUUGCAUGAAUGUUGAUGCAAGUGGCCAAGUGUAUGACAAUGAUCUAGCAAGCAGUGUAUAUUCUCACGAACUUGAACUUCGAUUGAUUGAGCUUCGGAAAAAAAGCGCUUCAACAGUAACAGAUGUGGUGCUCCGGACAGAACUAGAAAACAGUCACAGACUGUUCACUGAUGCAACGCUACUAUGUCUAUACAGACGAGUUGACGAACUACCCAAGGACAAUCCGAAAGUCCAGACAACAGUGGACUCAAUCAUCACUUCGUUACAGAAAAUCGACAAACAGUCUCCUGUUCACGCUCAACUUUUGUGGCCACUCCUUGCAGCAGGCUGCGACUCAACGACUCAUGCCGAACGCACCAUCGUCGUAGAGACGAUGGAGAGCAUGACUGCACGUGGCUUGGGCAGCUAUGAAAACGUCCUCGAGUUCAUGAGGGAUUACUGGAAGAAUGGGGGCGACAUGAGAUGGGACCUAUUCGCCAAGCAAACAGGAAAAGACCUCGUACUAUUCUGAUGUCGUCAAUGGCCAAGAAGGAUGUGAAUAACACCGAACUCACAAUUGCGCCUUCACGUCUUCAUCGGACCAGCGGAUAUUCACGGAUGGCCUCAAAGCCGAUAAUAGACUGGAUCUUGACUUCAGUCGGUCAGAAUACACCGCUAUUCAUGCUUUACAGAAGGAGUGAACAAGCUCGCUUGCAGCAAGAAUGAGCUGCAUUGCUACGUCGCACGGCCAUAGUGUUGGGUUUGGGAGGUAACCUCGGCAAUCGAGCACGGCGAUCGACAGCAUAAACACCACAAAUGGACCCAGACCUCUAGAAGAAAAUUUUCACGAUACUCAUACAAUGACUAAAACCAACAUCUGAUAUCAGUUCAU
Fusarium oxysporum Fo47 is the source of this 2052-nucleotide messenger RNA. Its product is annotated as transcription factor domain-containing protein. The transcript has 3 exons. Lineage: Eukaryota; Fungi; Ascomycota; Sordariomycetes; Hypocreales; Nectriaceae. Gene Ontology annotation, molecular function: zinc ion binding; transcription cis-regulatory region binding; DNA-binding transcription factor activity, RNA polymerase II-specific. Gene Ontology annotation, biological process: positive regulation of transcription by RNA polymerase II. Gene Ontology annotation, cellular component: nucleus. The record is from RefSeq and is a predicted model, not a curated record. Bases 145 to 1692 code for a protein of 515 amino acids.